AUGGCAAUUUUUGAUGCCAAGGAAAACUUUAAUAAUAUUAAUUUUGAUGUGAACAACAUUUUAUUGAUACAAGACAAUAAACCAAGGCAUAUCGUAACGUCAGAUCUAUCUAUCUAUCUAUCUAUCUAUCUAUCAAGUAUAUCUAUCUAUCUAUCUAUCUAUCUAUCUAUCUAUAUAUCUAUCUAUAUAUAUAUAUAUACCAAUUUUAGUAAUAAUCUAUCUAUUUAUCUUUCUUUCUUUCAGUCAGUUCAUCAUCAUUUUUCUUGCGUUUCAUAUCUAUCUAUCUAUCUAUCUAUCUAUCUAUCUAUCUAUCUAUCUAUCUAUUACAGUCUCUUUUAUAAUCUAUCUAUUUUAUCUAUCUAUAUAAACUAUACUCUUUUUCUUUCUUUCUUUCUUUCUUUCUUUCUUUUUUCUUUCUUUCUUUCUUUUUUCUUUCUUUCUUUUCUUUCUUUCUUUCUUUCAGUUUCUUUCAUUUCCUUUCACCCUCCCAGUUUGAUUCUAUUAUCAUUUCUCCCCUCCCAGUCUGAUCAUAUCUAUCUAUCUCACCCUCCCAGUCUGAUCAUAUCUAUCUAUCUAUCUAUCUAUCUAUCUAUCUAUCUAUCUAUCUAUCUAUCUAUCUAUCUGUGCACAGAUUCAGCUUUGCCUGAGCAACUGGUUCUUUUUUCUCCCAAAAGAUCCGCAAAAAGAGCUUAA
Molecule: messenger RNA, 693 nt
Organism: Acanthosepion pharaonis
Lineage: Eukaryota; Metazoa; Mollusca; Cephalopoda; Sepiida; Sepiidae
Source: the annotation of a GenBank genome assembly